CCCAUUUCCCAUUUUACUUUCGGUAAUGGUCAGGUUUGCCUAGUAAAUAUAUAGCCAAUCAUGGUUGAUAGAGGCACUGUUGUUGAUGUUGACAAUGAACUAGUGUCGUUUGACGUCCAGUCAAUUAAGUUCUUAGUGAAGAACUUGAUUCAUCAUGUCCAAUUGAAGCAAUGUUCUUCUUUGCUUGAUGUUUUCACAGCACUAGAAAUAGUCAAGCAUAUAACUGAAAAUAACUGGAAGGAGUUUCUUUCAGAAUGUCUUUUUAUGAUUGGCAAACGCAAUAUUAUACAUAUCUUAGGACUCAAUUCAUCUCAAAUUGAAGAAAGAAUUCACCGAAAGGAAGGUUUUCUCAUACCUUUCAGAACUGCAUUGUAUAAGAUAGCUGAAGACCUCGAUUCCACAGAAAUUGAAAAACUUAAACAGGAAGCUAUAGACAUGAUACCAAAUAUCAUUCCGGCAUUGCGGAAAGUUACAUCAAUGUAUGAUUUUCUAGACGUACUGGAAAAAAGGAUGCUGAUUUCUCACCAUAGCAGCGACAUAUUACUGGUUAUGCUUGAACGUAUCAAUCGUUCAGAUCUAGGAAUAUUUAUUAAAGAAUUCUCAGGAGGAUUUUAUCAUAUGACUAGGCCAUAUAGUGGUAUGUGUGUAAUAAUUAAUAACAAAACCUUUUCUGAUGCAUCUAAGUUACCAGCGAGACGUGGGACAGAAUUUGACGAAGAAAGGCUCUCUGCAACCUUUACCAAACUCAAAUUCAAGACAUGUAUACACAGAGACCUCUCGGCUGAGGAGAUUGUUGCAAAAAUAACAGAGGUGUCAAAAUUGGAUCAUUCAAAGUACGGCGCAUGCGUUGUAUGCAUUCUUUCACAUGGCAGUGAAACGGCAGUGUUUGGAAGUUAUGGUCAUUCUGUCGGGAUCAACCAUCUGACGUCUCUCCUUUCAUCAAGAAAUUGCCAAUCACUUACAGGAAAACCAAAAUUGUUAUUCAUUCAAGCUUGCCGAGGAACCAGAGAUCAAACAAUUGAAAACAAUAAUGACGAGCAAAAAGGAGAAGAGCAACAUGAUACAGGUGACAUCAACAGUGAUAUCCAAUAUCUACCUCCUCCACCAGAUCCACCACUGGGAGAAACACAUAAUCUUCAAGGAGAGUUCGACUUCUUAUUGGGAUAUGCGACAACACCUGGCUAUGUAUCAUACAGAGACUGUAAGCAGGGGACAUUUUAUGUUAGAACUCUGGCAGACGAGUUGAUGGCUUAUUCUGAUAGAUUAGAUUUGCUGAGUAUAUUGACCAUUGUAACCAAUAAGUUGUCCGAUAUGAAUAUUGAUGGUGGAGCCGGAAAGGUACACAAACAAUGUCCGAUGCCACAGUUCAGUCUCACCAAGAAACUUUAUUUCUUUCCGGAAAACUUUAUAUAAAGAAAAUGAAAUAAUUGUAUGUUACAUGGUUUGUACGCGCAUCAUUACAUUACAUUGUUGACAUAAUUUAAAAAAAAAAGAUUGCGAUACCAAAGGGGAAACGUCAUGUAUCAAAAUUCUGGUCUGGAAACCAAUCGCUUUUUGUUUAAACAUAAAAUAUUAAUUAAAAUAGAACAUUUACGUAUGUAAACAUUUUAUUUAUUUUUUUCUUUCUUGUAAUUGUUGAAUAGCUGUUUUUUUUUCUUUUUUUUUUCUUUUUUUUUUUUUCUAAUUUAAAAAAUAGAAAAAAAAGUAUUUAAAAAAAGAAAAUAUAAGUAUGAACAAGUUCAUAAUAAGACAGUCAUCGUAAUGACAAAUAUUUCAUGCAAGAUAGAAAAUGUAGAAUUUGGAACAUUUUUCAUUUCAGAGAAAGGACAGUAUAUGAUGAAUAACAAUGUUUAUUUUUAUGCCUAAUUGUAAACUGUGAUAUGUAUAUACGAACUGUGACUAUAAUAAAGAUAUAAAAAAACCAAA
Mytilus californianus (California mussel) is the source of this 1926-nucleotide messenger RNA. RefSeq names its product caspase-3-like. Bases 61 to 1413 code for a protein of 450 amino acids. The record is from RefSeq and is a predicted model, not a curated record. NCBI's taxonomy places the organism in Eukaryota, Metazoa, Mollusca, Bivalvia, Mytilida, Mytilidae. Gene Ontology annotation, biological process: regulation of apoptotic process; proteolysis. The transcript is spliced from 8 exons. Gene Ontology annotation, molecular function: protein binding; cysteine-type endopeptidase activity.